Messenger RNA from Solea senegalensis (Senegalese sole), 2345 nucleotides. It is a transcript of the gene slc1a9, whose product is annotated as solute carrier family 1 member 9. Lineage: Eukaryota; Metazoa; Chordata; Actinopteri; Pleuronectiformes; Soleidae. Gene Ontology annotation, biological process: L-glutamate transmembrane transport. The transcript has 11 exons. Gene Ontology annotation, molecular function: glutamate:sodium symporter activity; L-glutamate transmembrane transporter activity; neutral L-amino acid transmembrane transporter activity. The record is from RefSeq and is a predicted model, not a curated record. Gene Ontology annotation, cellular component: plasma membrane. Bases 106 to 2118 code for a protein of 670 amino acids.
UUGUGUGAACAUUCAACUACAGCAGCAAUGUUGGCUCAUUUACAGUGAGCAAAUUCCUCCUGGUUGAUUAACUCGUUCUGUCAUCAGCUCUUCCUCCUGGAAACCAUGACGAUUAAGAAGAUGUGUCGCAGGAUGACAAACCAGGCGACGGCAAACCAGUCCAACGCAAACAAGGCCAAGGAGAAAGAGGAGAGCCAGCGAGAUGACAACACGGAGGUUGCGUAUAAAGACGCCGGCCACUGCAGCCGCGACACCCACAACCUGCUGCUGGGACUCACUGUCAUGGGGGUCGUCAUGGGCGCGGUGUUUGGGAUGCUGCUCCGCUACACAAAGGUGACAGACACCAACACGCUCACUAUGGUCUCCUUCCCCGGAGAAAUCCUCAUGAGGAUGCUGAAGAUGCUCAUCCUGCCGCUCAUCAUCUCCAGUCUCAUCACAGGACUGGCUGGUUUAGACGCCCGCUCCAGUGGCAGGAUGGGCAGUAGAGCCAUGGUCUACUACAUGUCCACCACUGUCAUUGCUGCCGUCCUCGGGGUCAUCCUGGUGUUGGGAAUCCACCCAGGGAACCCCAAACUGAGGGGGGGCAGCACGUCGAGCCAAGCCCCAAGGAACCAGGAGGUCAGCAGUCUGGAUGCCUUCCUCGACCUGAUCCGGAACCUCUUCCCUGAGAACCUGGUGCAGGCCUGCUUCCAACAGGUUCAGACGGUGGCGAAAACAGUGUCCGUUCCUGCACCGAACCAGACUGAGCCCAUUCUAGUGAACAGGAAGAAACUGGAGUAUAAAUGGGGCAUGAACGUUCUUGGUUUGAUCGGCUUCUUCAUCACGUUUGGCAUCUGCAUGAGCAGGAUGGGCGAGCGGGGGAAGGUCAUGUGUGACUUCUUCAACAUCCUGAAUGAAAUCAUCAUGACGAUGGUCUCCAUGAUCAUGUGGUACUCUCCCGUCGGCAUCGCCUCUCUGAUCGCGGGAAAGAUCGCGGCCAUCGGGAACCUGGAGGUGGUGGCGCGGCAGCUGGGCAUGUACAUGGUGACCGUGAUCGUGGGCCUGGCCAUCCACGGCGGUUUGAUCCUCCCCGCCAUUUUCUUCGGCAUCACCAGGAAAAGCCCCUUCACAUUCUACUCUGGAAUCUUCCAGGCCUGGAUCACGGCGCUGGGCACGGCCAGCAGCGCCGGUACGUUGCCUGUCACCUUCCGCUGCCUGGAGGAGAACCUGAAGAUCGACAAGCGCGUGACUCGCUUCGUCCUGCCCAUCGGUGCCACCAUCAACAUGGACGGCACCGCGCUGUAUGAGGCCGUGGCGGCCAUCUUCAUCGCCCAGAUGAACGACAUCACCCUGGACGGUGGACAGAUUGUAACGGUCAGCAUGACCGCCACUCUGGCCAGCGUUGGCGCGGCCAGUAUUCCCAGUGCUGGACUGGUGACCAUGCUGUUGAUCCUGACGGCCGUCGGUUUGCCCACUCAGGACAUUAGUCUGCUGAUCGCCGUCGACUGGCUGCUUGACAGAAUGCGUACCUCCAUCAAUGUGGUGGGUGACUCGUUCGGUGCCGGCAUCGUGGACCACUUGUCCAAGGCGGAGCUCGCCGAAAUUGACGCAGCGGAAAUGCAAAUACUCCCGCCAAUGGAGGAGCUAGAUUUCAUCCCACCACCGCCGAUCCUCACAGAGUUGGACCUCAUGGACCCUCUGAAACCGCCCGAGCUGCCGCCGCGCUCCCCCCGCCCACCCAAACAGAACCACCACGGGCACAUCCUCUCCCACUCCCCGCCAGUCGCUUAUUCGCCAUCCCCUUCUGUCUGCUCCCCGUCACCCCGCUCCAUUCGCUCCCCCUCUCCGCGCUCUGUAUGCUCCCAUUCUCCCCGCCCCUUCCGCACUCAUUCGCCGUGCGUCCUCCACAGGUCAGAGUCGGGCUACUGUCCUCUGCCCAGCCAUGAAAACCAGAUUCCCACGCUGCCUCGCUGCUACAGGGAGAGAGAGAGGGAGCGGGAGCGGCGGCGACUGACGAGAGAGAGUGAAACCGAGGAGGACGAGGAGAGGGUUUUCGGUGGUGAAGUGAGCGACGGCGAGGAGAGCGAUGACACGGCGUAUGACCGGAGACAUGCCAUCCCACCGGCGGACCUGCCAUGAUCAGAUUUUACCGCCAGAUGAAAGCUUCCCCUGCCAAAUUGUUUCAGUUUCCACGACACAUCCUCCCCCACUUUAGCACACACAGCUCUGCCAUGUCAGCCAGUGGACGUCCACUGUGGAUCUCUGGUCAUUUAUAUCAAUUUUAUCUGGGUCAGAAUUGAUUAAUAACUUGAUUAACAAGGCAAUCAGAGAUGGCAGACUUCACCCCAUUCACACAACAAGUCUCU